Molecule: messenger RNA, 1698 nt
Organism: Drosophila yakuba
Lineage: Eukaryota; Metazoa; Arthropoda; Insecta; Diptera; Drosophilidae
Gene: Cds
Product: phosphatidate cytidylyltransferase, photoreceptor-specific
Exons: 7
Coding region: 198-1541 (447 amino acids)
Cellular component (GO): endoplasmic reticulum membrane
Molecular function (GO): phosphatidate cytidylyltransferase activity
Source: RefSeq, a predicted model, not a curated record
UCCACCACCACACUUAGCGCAAGCUGGUCACACUACAUACUGCGCUAAUCAGAAAUAGAGAAAAGCAUUUUAAUUUGGACGAAGUGGACAUACGGAUCACGGAGCACGGAUCACAGCAAACGCGGAGAGCGGAACACGGACGAGAACUGCUCAAGCGGAAUCAAUACAUUGGGAAUAAAUCUGGCGAUAAUCGAAUAAUGGCCGAAGUGCGACGCAGGAAGGGCGAGGAUGAGCCACUGGAGGACACCGCCAUCUCCGGAUCCGACGGAGCCAAUAAACGCAAUUCCGCCGCCGACUCUUCGGACCAUGUGGACUCCGAGGAAGAGAAGAUUCCCGAGGAAAAGUUCGUCGACGAACUGGCCAAGAAUCUGCCGCAAGGAACUGACAAAACCCCUGAGAUAUUGGACUCGGCCCUCAAGGAUCUACCAGAUAGAUGGAAGAAUUGGGUGAUUCGCGGCAUCUUCACAUGGAUUAUGAUAUGCGGCUUCGCACUGAUCAUCUAUGGGGGACCGCUGGCCUUAAUGAUCACGACUUUGCUGGUGCAGGUGAAGUGCUUCCAGGAGAUCAUCUCGAUCGGCUACCAGGUUUAUCGAAUUCAUGGCUUGCCCUGGUUCCGAAGUCUUUCCUGGUAUUUUCUGCUCACCUCCAAUUACUUCUUUUACGGGGAGAAUCUGGUUGACUACUUUGGCGUUGUAAUUAAUCGGGUGGAAUAUCUAAAGUUCCUGGUGACCUAUCACCGCUUCCUCUCCUUCGCCCUGUACAUCAUCGGUUUCGUUUGGUUCGUCCUUUCACUGGUGAAGAAGUAUUAUAUCAAACAAUUCAGCCUGUUUGCCUGGACCCAUGUAUCUCUGCUGAUUGUCGUCACCCAGAGUUACCUCAUCAUCCAGAAUAUAUUUGAAGGCCUCAUUUGGUUCAUCGUACCUGUCUCGAUGAUUGUGUGCAAUGAUGUCAUGGCGUACGUGUUCGGUUUCUUCUUUGGGCGCACUCCCCUCAUCAAGCUCAGUCCCAAGAAGACCUGGGAGGGCUUCAUCGGGGGUGGCUUCGCCACCGUCCUCUUUGGCAUUCUGUUCUCAUAUGUGCUGUGCAACUACCAGUACUUUAUCUGCCCCAUCCAGUACUCGGAGGAACUGGGACGCAUGACUAUGUCCUGUGUGCCAAGCUAUUUGUUCACGCCGCAGGAAUACAGUCUUAAAUUGUUUGGCAUUGGCAAGACUCUCAAUCUUUACCCCUUCAUCUGGCACUCGAUCUCCCUGAGCCUGUUUAGUUCCAUUAUUGGACCCUUUGGUGGCUUCUUUGCCUCUGGGUUUAAGAGAGCUUUCAAAAUCAAGGAUUUUGGCGACAUGAUUCCCGGACAUGGCGGCAUUAUGGAUCGCUUCGAUUGCCAGUUCCUUAUGGCCACCUUCGUAAAUGUUUAUAUAUCCAGUUUCAUCAGAACUCCGUCGCCGGCUAAGCUGCUGACACAGAUUUACAACCUUAAGCCAGAUCAACAAUACCAAAUUUAUCAGUCGCUUAAGGACAACUUGGGCGACAUGCUAACCUAAACUUAAACGGUUACCAGUAAGAUUCGGACAAGACGUUUGCUUAGUCGUACGUUCUAUAUGUAAUGCAGAAAUUUCUAUAUAUACAUUGAUAUAUAUCUGUAAGCGAACGGGCCAGCACUUUAAGCAGCCACAUAAAAUAAGUUAAUUACGGGCAUAA